Closterium sp. NIES-65 is the source of this 633-nucleotide messenger RNA. The record is from the annotation of a GenBank genome assembly. Lineage: Eukaryota; Viridiplantae; Streptophyta; Zygnematophyceae; Desmidiales; Closteriaceae.
GAGGGAGAAGCUGUGCGGCACAGGGUGGACGCACAGGGUGGACGGCACAGGGUGGACGGCACAGGGUGGACGGCACAGGGUGGACGGCAAAGGGUGGACGGCACAGGGUGGACGGCACAGGUGGACGGCACAGGGGACGGCACCGUCACGUCCGGGGGCGGAGGUGGCGCAGCUGCGCGCCCAGCCCUUCCCCUCUCCUUAACCCCACCUCAGGCAUACGCAGUGGAGCCUGAAUGUGAAGGCGUAUACAGUAGAGUUAGAGGCGGAGUGGCACAGUUGAAGGAAGAGAACGAACAGCUGCGCUCCCAGCUGCUGCAGCUGCAGUCACAGUCACACACGCAAAUGCCAGCAGCCAUGCCUACUUCUCUAUCUGCAGCACCACAAACAGCAGUGCCAGCAACGGCAGCAGCAGCAGCAGCAGCAGCGGCGGCAGCAGGCACGCCACUCAGUGCAGCAGCAGCAGCAGCAGCAGCAGCAGCAGCAGCAGCAGCAGCAGCAGCCAGCAGCAGCAGCAGCAGCAGGGGAAGGGUGGUGCUGGCAGCAAGGCACCGCAACGGUCCAGGUCUGGGCCAUGGUGACCACCCUUGCUGCCUGGUCUCGCUGGAUGCGCGACACCCCCUCUCAACCACAUAA